AUGGGGGGGGAGCAGUCCCCGGACUUUGGGUGAGGCGCGCAGGGCUGGUCACUCAGUGGGCGUGGCCUCAUCCCGGGAGCUCGCCGCCGCCCUCGAGGAAGCAAGGAACCUUGUGCGCAAGCGCUCCCAGCCGCCCGGCUCCGGGCGCUCCCAGAGCAGGAAAAUAGAAGACCCGAGCUGGCGCCUGCGCGCUGCGUCUCCGCCGCCGCUGGGGUCUCGCGCCCCGCCCCCGUCUCCGUCCUCCCCCUUCCCCUUCCCCUCGGGCUCGCGCUCAGCAGCCAAGGUGGCCGUGCCUCUGAGACUGCGCCGCGCCGAGUUAAAGGUGGGGGGCCGAGUGUACCCCCAGCGGCCGGGCUGGCAUCCCUCUGCUCCCCGGCUGGAGCCCCGCGUCCCGCCCCCCGAGGCGAACCGUCGCGCGGCUGCAGGCGGCGCGCGGCAGGGCGCGGACGGCGAGUAGCUGCAAGCUCUCGAGCUCGCUGGGGAGGGGGGCCGGGCAACCAGGGAGGGGCGCUCCCGCGAGGCAUCCGGCCCUGCACCUCUUCGCCGACGCCCGCGGGUUGGGCGCCGCAGGAGUGGCUUCCAUCUGCCCCCAAGCCAGGACCCAACUCUCUGAGUCCACACGUCCGGCUCCAGGUUCCUACUCACCGCCCUUUCACUGCCUUGCAACAGCCUGCACAUCUCGCUCCAUAUGAGGGGCCCAGAGCGGCCCAUUCGUCCAGGUGAGACUUCCAACUGCAGACCAUGGGCCUCUGAGGAGGCAUUGUAAGGCUGCCUGUCUCCCCACUUGCUGUGCUCCCACUCAAUGGGAAGAGAACCCAGGCCUUGUACAGCUGUCAGUUCCGGCAUCUUGACAGCACCAGGAUGGAAGUCAAAGGUCAACUGAUCAGUUCUCCCACCUUCAAUGCCCCAGCGGCCCUGUUUGGAGAGCCUGCCCCGCAGGUGAAGUCAGAACGUCUCCGGGGGCUGCUUGACCGCCAGCAGGCCCUUCAGGAAGCCCUGAGCCUGAAACUUCAGGAGCUACGCAAAGUCUGUCUCCAGGAGGCGGAGUUGACUGGCCGGUUGCCCCCUGAAUGCCCACUAGAGCCUGGUGAACGACCCCACCUGGUCCGCAGACAGCCCCCCGUAACCCGAGCCUACCCUCCGCUGCACCCCAACCCACCAUCACAUCACUCCCUGUGUCCCUCUGAGGAGCUGGCUCUCGAGGCCCUGGAACGGGAAGUGUCUGUGCAGCAGCAGAUUGCAACGGCCGCCCGCCGCCUGGCCUCAGCCCCAGAGCUGAGCACUGAACAGCGCAGGCGGCGCCGCCAGGUCCAAGCUGAUGCUCUGCGGAAGCUCCACGAGCUGGAGGAACAGCUCCGGAACUUCCGGGCCCACCUGGGCCUCCCAGUGCUCUCCCCACCACAGCCCCUGCCGCUGUCCACGGGCCCAGUCCUGAGCGCCCAGGGAGUCUGCCUGGGUCCGCGCCUGGCCCAGCUCAGUCAAGAGGACGUAGUUCUGCACUCAGAGAGCAGCUCCCUCUCAGAGUCCGGAGCCAGCCACGACAAUGAGGAACCCCGGGGCUGUUUUCCUUUGGCUGAGCGCCCCUCACCACCCAAGGCCUGGGACCAGCUCCGGGCAGUGUCUGGAGGCAGCCCUGAGCGGCGGACCCCGUGGAAACCACCUCCUUCAGAUCUUUAUGGGGACUUGAAGAGCCGGCGGAACUCUGUUGCCAGCCCGACCAGCCCCACACGCUCACUGCCUAGGAGUGCCUCCAGCUUUGAAGGAAGAAGCGUGCCUGCCACCCCUGUCCUCACUCGGGGUGCUGGUCCCCAGCUCUGCAAAACCGAAGGUCUCCAUUCCCGCCAGUGGUCUGGCAGCCAGGACUCUCAGAUGGGCUUCCCCCGGGCCGAACCCGUUUCUGACCGCACAUCCCUCUUUGCCGCCCGCACCCGCCGCAGCAAUAGCUCUGAGGCCCUGCUGGUGGACCGAGCAACUGGUGGGGGAGCUGGCUCUCCGCCUGCACCCCUAGCUCCCCCUGCCCCAGGCCCCCCGGUCUGCAAGAGCAGCGAGGUGCUGUACGAACGCCCCCCACCAGCCCCAGCCUUCUCCUCCCGCACCACUGGCCCCCCAGACCCUCCCCGGGCUGCCCGGCCCAGCUCAGCCGCCCCUGCCUCCCGUGGGGGUCCCCGGCUGCCACCCAUGUAUGGGGACUUUAUCUUGGACUACGCCCUGGACCGGGGCCUGCCCCGCGGAGGUAGCGGGGCCGGCUGGGGGGACCUGCUGCCUGCCACGGAGGUCCCGGGACCCCUCCCCCGCCGGGAUGGGCUCCUCGCCAUGCUCCCCGGGCCACCGGUGUACGCAGCAGAGGGGAGCAGCCCCCUGCUUCGCAGCAAAGAUGCCCACGCCCGGGCUGUGCGCCCCAAGCCCUGCGCUCUACCCCUGGAGGCUGCUGAGGGCCUGGAGGGGCACCCCAACCCUAUGCUGUGGCUGCCCCCGCCUACUCGCAUCCCCCCAGCUGGGGAGCGGAGUGGCCACAAGAACCUUGCACUGGAGGGGCUGCGAGACUGGUACAUCAGGAACUCCGGACUGGCCUCGGGGCCCCAGCGCCGACCUGUGCUCCCCCACAUGGGUCCCCCCCACCCGCCCUUUCUCCAGUCUCGCUGCUAUGAGGUGGGCCAGGCGCUCUACGGGCCCCCCAACCAGGCGCCACUCCCGCACUCACGGAGCUUCACGGCACCCCCUGUCUCCGGCAGGUAUGGGGGGUGCUUUUACUGAUGGGGCGGGGUCUCCCAAUGCAGGUGUCAUAUUGGCCAGCUCGCCAUCAGGCAGUGGACUCCGAAAGGAGGGGCGUCCAGGUCCUCACACCAGCAGGCCUGGAGCAGGCGCGAGUCUGCGCUAUAAUGCAUGCCAGCAGGGGUGGGGAGGAAGGGACAGUCACGGCCCCCCACCUCCUCCUGCCUGUGGCCACUCACCCUCUGCUUGUAAGCCUGAAGGAGCCGAAUCAGGCCAGCCUCCACCGCUUUAACCGAGCUUUCUUCUCUCUCUCUUUCCUGUGUCUUGUCUGUCUCUCUCUGCUGUCUUCCCACCCUGGCCUCCGGAUUCCUGCACCCCCUUCCAAAGAUACUACGCGGACUUCCUGUACCCCUCGGAGCUGAGCGCUCGAUUAAGUGACCUGACGCUAGAGGGGGAACAGUCUUCCAGUUCUGACCCCCAAGCCCCAGGGACACUGGUCUGACCCCUCCACACAUACAUAGUUCACCUGGUCACUGGCCUAGGUGGGACUUCAGUCCAGGGUGCGUACACAGCUGACCCUGAUGAGCCCUAGGGCAUACUAACAUGAUCUUCCUGGACCCCGGCUUUCCCAGGGCCCACAAAGGUGUCUGGCACCCCGUGUCUUCUCUCACUGCACUGGAGACUGGGGGCCCUCAGCUAGUGUACAAGAGGGAGGGGGCACUGUCACGGGGACUCCAAACCCCUUCAUUUCUGUUUACAGUUGUGAUUUAGGUAUUCCCUGUCUCUCUCCCCAAAACAAGGCAUUUUAUAAAAGGGAAAUUGUCAUCUUCUCCUGCUGGCUGGGCUCAUUCCUGUCCCCGUGCCCAGCCCACUACCGUCUGGGAGGCCCCUCCACACAGUGGACCACACAGGGAUCUCGGAACCCUACCUUGGGGGCAGCUAGGAGAACCCACUGCCACCCCCACCAGGGCAGGCAGUUAGUUCCUAGGGAGGUGGGAUUUCUACCCACAUAUGGAAGGACUAAAACCAGGGGUUGGGGGUGAGGUUCAUUUUCCCACCCCACCCCCCAGGGGUACCUGAAGGAGCCAACACCCCUGUCUGCCUAUCUGUGCCCGCUAUCUCUGCCCCCAGGGGAGAGAUGGCUCUGCCCCAAUGAUCCUGAGUCAGGAGGCCCCCACAGGAGGACCAAAGGGCAGGGCUGGGGGUGUGUUGUGUCCCAGGAUGGUGCAGAGGUAGAACCUGGCAUGUCAUGAAUGAUGGCAAAAUCCUCAGGUGACAUCUGCCCAUGAGUUAGGCCACGCCUUCCUGGGCUCUCCUCCCACCCACCACUUUUUAGACAAAACCACAGGCUGUGUUUUCUAUGAUCCCUAUCUGUGACUUUCUGGAGUCACGGGGCCCCUAUCCCACCCCCCCUUACCUGGUGUUCUAAACUUUUCUUUUUGUAUUGAAUUGGGACCUGAUACAGCACCCACACUGGAGGGGGAUUUCUACAAUAAAUGUGUAAACUGAA
Erinaceus europaeus (western European hedgehog) is the source of this 4222-nucleotide messenger RNA. It is a transcript of the gene CCDC120, whose product is annotated as coiled-coil domain containing 120. The transcript is spliced from 11 exons. Bases 862 to 2754 code for a protein of 630 amino acids. Lineage: Eukaryota; Metazoa; Chordata; Mammalia; Eulipotyphla; Erinaceidae. The record is from RefSeq and is a predicted model, not a curated record.